Ostreococcus tauri is the source of this 999-nucleotide messenger RNA. Its product is annotated as unnamed product. The record is from RefSeq and is a predicted model, not a curated record. Bases 1 to 999 code for a protein of 332 amino acids. NCBI's taxonomy places the organism in Eukaryota, Viridiplantae, Chlorophyta, Mamiellophyceae, Mamiellales, Bathycoccaceae. The transcript has a single exon.
AUGACCGAUGCAGUCGCGCACGCGUCACCGGCAUGGAGAACGUACUCGUUAAACCCGUCGCUUCAACCGGACUGGAUGAACGGCACGGCGGAGGUAGAGGCGGUUAAAACAGCAGAGGAUGAUCUCGAACGCUCGUACAAGAGCAAACCAUUUUUCAAGGAACCAGUCUACGAGGAAUUCGCCCGAGGACGAGACGAGUACGACAAGCCGACGCCCGACGGCCUCGAGGAGUUCAAGCGCCUCUUACGGGCGAGUUAUCUUUACAAAGUAGAGUGCAUCGACGAAGAUAUUCGAGUUUUGGAAGCGCAGCUACAAGACGAGAAUAUCUCUGAAACGCGACGGUCGGUUAUCCCGCAGCACAUCGAGGACACUCGUGCGAAAUUAAAAGAGGCAGACAGUUCGUUGAACGCGCUUUGCGCCGAUGUUGAUGCGGUCAUCGCAGAUUUGAGAGGAUUGUCCGAUAAAAUUGCCGGCAUAAAAGAGCACGCCUCUGAAAAACUCCAGCAGCACAAAAGAAAAAGGACUGGUGCAUCUUUAGAACGCAACCUCGAGGAGUUGAGCGAUGCAUUGCGCUGCUACGAGGCGAAAAAGGAACAGGCGAGGCUCACGCUUACUGAUCGUCGGAAUUAUGGGUCAUGUUCAUCCCAGUAUGUUCUCCACUCAAGAAGAGGCGUUGAACAAAUUAACUUCGUUGUUCAUCCUGUGGGUGUCAUAGGCUGCGAUGGCAGUAACCUGAGUGUUGGUGGACGUGUUUCGAUUGAUGCUCAUGAUCAGUUUACCGUGCCAAACUGGCAGCCUGAAUGGGGACCUGAGAAGCAAUUUUGUGCAUGCAAAAGCUUCCAAGAGUGGUACAAAGUUGACGCCCAAGACCUUCUUUACAGCGCGCUUCGUGGCGUAGAGGGUGCGCUAAAGGUGCUCAGUGGUUCGGGAGAUGACACGUCUUCGCUUCGACGGCGCUUGGGCGAUGCCUAUUUGGACGAGGCAAGCACCGGGCAGUAG